Messenger RNA from Rhinolophus ferrumequinum (greater horseshoe bat), 6375 nucleotides. RefSeq names its product ubiquitin specific peptidase 54 (gene USP54). The coding region runs from base 706 to 5637 and encodes 1643 amino acids. The record is from RefSeq and is a predicted model, not a curated record. The transcript is spliced from 22 exons. Gene Ontology annotation, molecular function: cysteine-type deubiquitinase activity. Gene Ontology annotation, biological process: protein deubiquitination. Lineage: Eukaryota; Metazoa; Chordata; Mammalia; Chiroptera; Rhinolophidae.
GAUUGCUGGAGGCUUUUUGCUGGAGGUUGAGUGUGCUGUCCGCUCUCUGGCACAGCUGGCUAUUCUAGUCACAGAGGAAGAGAGGAGAAGAGACUUUCCGAAGUUCUGGAUGAAAUGAUAGAAGAUGUUUGGGGGAUAUUAAAAAACAGCAACAACAAAAACCCCGUGUUAUUCAAGCAAGCUUCUUAGCUUUGUGGAAUCUAUGUCAGUUGCUUAGGACUUGAGUUUUUACUUCAGAGGAUGAUGGGACAAGAGGAGGUUUGUGUUGGAUUCUUGCUUAUCUGUCUGCCUCUCCUUCCAGUUGGAAAACUCUUCAAUCCACAAGAAGCAUUAUUAACAAGCCUAAGGAACACACCCUACCCUGAUCCUGGAUUCUGUUGGAGUUGAGGAUUACAGCCACUUCACCCGGAUUUUAUGGAAGCAGUUCAAGAAAAAUAGAAGGAAGCAAUACUCAAGGAUUUCUGUUUGUGUUAGUCCUGUGCCAUGUUCAGUUUUGCUCCUUGUUUGGAGCAAGUGGGGGAUGGCUCUGUCAUGUGGAUCUAAGAGGAUACCUGUGUUCCUGGAGCUACAUCUGUGAUGUUUGAAAGGUUGUAAAGGCAAAAUCAACACAUACUCGUUAACUUCUGGAUGCUCUUUCUAUUAAGGACUUCAGCAGACAGAAACUCCCUCUCCAAAACCUCUGUGUUUUCAAGCUAAAUCGGAACGAUGUCUUGGAAGAGAAAUUAUUUUUCAGGGGGCCGUGGGAGUGUCCAAGGGAUGUUUGCUCCUCGAAGCUCAACCUCCAUCGCCCCCAGCAAAGGGCUCAGCAAUGAGCCAGGACAAAACAGCUGCUUCCUCAACAGCGCCUUGCAGGUUUUGUGGCACUUGGACAUCUUCCGCCGUAGCUUCAGGCAACUUACAACUCACAAAUGCAUGGGAGAUUCCUGCAUCUUUUGUGCUCUCAAGGGAAUCUUUAACCAGUUUCAAUGUAGUAGUGAAAAAGUGCUUCCAUCUGACACUCUCCGCAGUGCUUUGGCAAAGACUUUCCAGGAUGAACAGCGUUUCCAGCUGGGAAUCAUGGAUGACGCCGCAGAGUGCUUUGAAAACCUGCUGAUGAGAAUUCACUUCCACAUUGCUGAUGAGACCAAAGAGGAUAUAUGUACUGCCCAACACUGCAUCUCCCACCAGAAGUUUGCAAUGACGUUGUUCGAGCAGUGUGUAUGUACUAGCUGUGGCGCCACUUCUGAUCCGCUGCCCUUUAUCCAGAUGGUGCAUUACAUCUCCACCACUUCCCUCUGCAAUCAGGCUAUUUGUAUGUUGGAAAGACGCGAAAAGCCCUCACCGAGCAUGUUUGGUGAGCUGCUACAGAAUGCCAGUACCAUGGGGGAUCUGCGGAACUGUCCGAGCAACUGUGGGGAGAGGAUUCGGAUUCGCCGUGUGUUGAUGAAUGCACCCCAGAUUAUCACAAUCGGACUGGUUUGGGACUCGGACCACUCAGAUUUGGCAGAAGAUGUCAUUCACAGCCUGGGGACCUGCCUCAAGUUGGGCGAUCUGUUUUUCAGAGUGACAGAUGACCGAGCCAAGCAGUCUGAACUGUACUUAGUAGGAAUGAUCUGCUACUAUGGCAAACAUUAUUCUACAUUCUUCUUCCAAACAAAGAUCCGCAAGUGGAUGUAUUUUGAUGAUGCUCAUGUCAAAGAGAUUGGGCCCAAAUGGAAGGAUGUGGUGACCAAAUGCAUCAAGGGGCAUUAUCAGCCUUUGCUGCUGCUUUAUGCAGACCCGCAGGGAACCCCGGUGUCCACCCAGGACCUGCCUCCCCAAGACGAGUUCCAGUCAUACAGCAGGACGUGCUACGAUAGUGAAGAUUCAGGGAGGGAGCCCUCCAUCUCAAGUGAUACUCGAACAGAUUCCUCAACGGAGAGCUAUCCCUACAAACACCCCCACCAUGAGUCUGUGGUCAGUCACUUCUCUUCUGAUUCUCAGGGAACAGUCAUCUAUAAUGUGGAGAAUGAGUCCACGUCUCAGAGCAGUCGGGACACAGGACACCUGACUGAUAGCGAAUGUAAUCAGAAACUCACAUCCAAGAAAGGGUCUCUGAUAGAGCGCAAGAGGAGCUCUGGCCGGGUUAGGAGGAAAGGCGACGAGCCCCAGGCGUCAGGGUACCACAGUGAAGGAGAAACACUGAAAGAAAAGCAGGCGCCUAGGCACGCCUCUAAACCGUCUGGCAGCACCAGCAGGUUAAGGGAUUUUAAAGAGACAGUCAGCAAUAUGAUCCAUAACAGACCAUCCCAGGCUCCUCAGACCAACCUAGGAUCUCCCUGUGGAGGGAGAGGAGGAGACCAGACUGAUAAAAAACCUCCUAGGAACCUGCUUUUACACUCUCGUGACUGGGAAGUAGAGAGCACCAGCAGUGAGUCAAAAUCCAGUUCUUCUAGCAAGUAUCGACCAACAUGGAGACCCAAACGGGAGUCUCUGAAUAUUGACAGUAUCUUUAGUAAGGACAAAAGGAAGCACUGUGGCUAUACCCAACUUAGCCCAUUUUCUGAGGAUUCAGCCAAAGAAUUUACACCAGAUGAACUAAGCAAGCCACCUACUUACGACUUUAAAACUGCUGCACCAAGCCCCCAGUACAAGCCCUGGGGCCCAGCACGGCCGGGCUCUCACCUUUUAGAGCAGCACCCCCGCCUAAUUCAGCGGAUGGAAUCUGGCUAUGAGAGCAGUGAGAGGAACAGCAGCAGCCCUGUCAGCCUGGAUGCCGCUCUGCCCGAGAGUGUCUGCAGGGAUCCGAGUGCUAAGAGAUCAGCUGGGUUGACACCUUCCUGGCGUCACAUCCCAAAGUCUCACAGCAGUGGCAUCCUGGAGGCGGACUCUAUAGCAUCUAGGAGUGGCUGGAUGAAGAACCAGCCCCUCUUAGGUGGGGAGAUACCUUCCAAAAGUGAAUUGGAUGAAUUGCAGGAAGAGGUGGCCAAGAGGGCCCAGGAACAGGAACUACGAAGGAAACGAGAGAAGGAACUAGAGGCAGCUAAAGGGUUUAACCCUCAUCCCAGCCGCUUUAUGGACUUGGAUGAACUGCAGAAUCAGGGGAGGAGUGACGGCUUUGCGAGGUCCCUGCAAGAGGCAGAUUCAGUAUUUGAAGAAGCACUGCAUCUGGAACAGAAAGGAGACUGUGCUGCAGCCUUGGCUCUCUGUAACGAAGCUAUCUCUAAACUCAGACUUGCCCUGCAUGGUGCCAGCUCUAGCACGCACAGCAGAGCCCUAGUCGAUAAGAAGUUGCAAAUCAGUAUUCGAAAAGCACGGAGCCUACAGGAUCGCAUGCAGCAGCAGCAGUCAUCGCAGCAGCCGUCGCAGCCCACAGCCCGCCCCCCCUCACAGGGCGGGGCUCUCCCUCAGCCAACAAGUGAACAACCUGUCCCGCUCCAAGUAUUGCUAAGCCGGGAGGCCCAACUGGAACCCUACACGAAUAUAGAGUUUGGGGCCAGUUCUUUCGUCUACUCACCUGCUUCGUGCCAUGAGUCACACUCAUCAGUAUUCCCAGAGUCAUCUGCCCUGUCUGCCUCACAGCACAAUCCCCCCAGUAGGUCUGCCUCGAACCUUCUUACUUCGGUUGAGGUGGACAGUGUUGAGCCCUCUGUGUUCCCCAGGCAGGGCUUACCUAAAACACCAGAGAGGACCGAGAAGAAUUCUCCUCACGGUUGGGAACCGCUGGGUAUACCAGAGGGUAAGCUGCAAGGCUACAGGGGUGACAACAGCAGCUAUGCCAGGUUCCCCCCUCAAGAAGGAAGAGGAAUUGAUCAAGAACAGUUAAUCCAAGAAAAGAGGGAUCCUGCUGACUCAUCCCAAGUGAUGCCUUAUUCGCACCCACCUGGAACAGCCACCUGUGAGAGAGGAGAUGCACACAGCCUGGGCUGUCGCCCUGCAAGUCCAUCCGCUCAUCCCAGCCAACCCCCAUGUAGAGCCUACCCCCCUGUGAUGCCUGCUGCUUCCUCAUCUGUGCUUCACUCUCCUGAUGCUGUGCAGAACACUAACCAAUGCCUCCCAGCCCAAAGUCUCAAAACUUUAUUGACUUCAAAAGUGGACGGAGGCAGCGAGGAGCCCUGUAGGCCAGAGUUUCCAGGCACAAAGGGGCUUGUUCGCUCUCUGGCAGAGCAGUUCCAAAGGAUGCAAGGCGCCUCCCCAAGGGAUGGUGCAGGUUCCCAGGAUAGAAGUUUGCCAAAUAGUAUAAGGAAGAACUCUUCCCCUGCUGACUCUAAGCCUCCCUUCCCACAGGGUCAAGGGAAAGGCCAUUGGCCUUGGGCAAAACAGCAACUCUCUGUGGAUGGCAGGAACAGGCUUCCUUCCUGGGAAGAGCCUGCUGAUCAUCCUUCUCUUGCCAUGAACCCUGGGCUGCCUAAUGGUGAAGCUUCUUGGGGAGGACAGCCCAGGUUGGCAGAGGCAGGUAUGUACCAAGGGAAGCCAUCUCAAGGGAGAGAUGCUAGGCCUACGGAGCCAGGCAGCAAUAGUGACGUGGGGACUUCCUUGCCUUUGGAUUCCUGGGUGAAUGUCACAAGGCUCUGUGAUUCUCAGCUUAAACCUGAGGUCCCUGGGCCAGGAAUGAAGUCCUCCCCCAACAAUCCCCGUACCUGUGUGGCCUAUCCGGAAAGAAACCACAUCUUUUUGCAUCCACACUGGAACCAAGACACAGAGCAGGAGACCUCAGAAUUGGAGUCUCUCUACCAGGCCAGUCUUCAGGCUUCUCAAGCUGGCUGUUCUGCAUGGGGACAGCAGGAUGUGGACCGGCACCCACUUAGCCAAACAGGUUCUGCAGAUGGCGUGGGGAGAAGGUUGCAUUCAGCCCCUGGCCUUGGUCUCUCAAAGACCCCAACAACAGAAAUGGAGCACAGUCUCCAUGAAGCCAGCAUAGCGCCUGCUUCUCAGGAUUCAUCAAACUCGAGGAAAAAGCCUUUGGAAACCGGGCACCGUUGUUCCAGCUCCUCUUCCCUCCCUGUCAUCCAUGACCCUCCUGUGUUUCUCCUUGGUCCCCAACUCUACCCACCCCAACCACAGUUCCUGCCCCCAGAUGUCUUGAUGCCCAGCGUGGCAGGGGAGCCCCAUAGACCCCCAGGAACUUCAAGGAGUGUCCAGCAGUUUCUGGCUAUGUGUGACAGGGGUGAAACUUCCCAAGGGGUCAAGUACACAGGAAGGACUUUGAACUACCGGAGUCUCCCCCAUCGUUCCAGAACAGAUGCCUCCUGGGGACCAUGGUCAGAGGCCAACCAGCACACUGGGGCCAGAUUCCUGACUACUCCAGAGUGCCAGCUUCAGCUAACCCACACUGCCACACUACCAGAAAGACGCCAGGGCAUUCAGGUUCCUCACUCUCAGUCCUGGGGGGAUCUUUUCCAUUCACCCUCCCACCCUCCCAUUGUUUACCCUGUGUCCCCACCAUCAAGCAGUCUUCAUGUACCCCUGAGAUCAGCUUGGAAUUUAGGUCCUGUUUCAGGGUCUCGAGCCCCUGGUCCUCGAAGAGUAGAUAUGCCCCCAGAUGAUGACUGGAGGCAAAGCAGUUACGCCCCACAAUCUGCACACAGGAGGACAGGGGGGCAGGAGUUUCUGUUUGUUCUAGCGGAUGCCCCUGCAAGAGAGAUCAGGGCUAGAACCCUGCAGCAUAGCAGAUGGUAAGGGUCACCCUUUUCCUUUCCUGGAACCACAGCCUUCUCUGUUAAACUGGAGUGUGGCAGAGUUGGUACCCUGUAUCCCUGCUGGGGUUGUGCUAGUCUCAUCUCACUAGGGGUACCAAGAACCUCUACCAUGAUGUGGCUCUUUGAGAAGGAUUAUGUGAAAUUCCAAUAUCCGUUCACCUAGCAAAAGGAAGCAGCUGCUGUUUAGGGCUUUCUUUGAGCCACUUUAAAGAUGAACCCAUAUUACUCUGGACACUAGCCACUCCUUAGGAUCUUAGGGUCACCAUUUUAUUCCUGGAUACUUUAUGCCCCCACCUGCACCUGAGCCCUCAUCCUCUGUUCCCUACUGUGCUACCAACUUCUAUUCUUUGUUUUAUGCACCUAUCCCUAUUACCUGACCUCCUGCCUUUCCCCAUCCCCUGUUCUUGGAGGGACAUGUAGCCCUGUGGUUAUGGUCCUGACCACAUUAUUCAGGGCAGCCCACCUGCCCAGGUAUUAUGGACUGUCUGCCUUCCCUGUGCCCCCAAACCUUAGGCCUAGAAUACGGAGCUGCCAACAUAGUAACAUUUGCCCUCUGAACAGAUGGAGUCAGGCACACUAACAUGCCCCCAUCUCCGCAGCAGAAUCAUUACUGCCACUUGCUCAGUCGCCGUUGUAAACCCUCAGUCAGCUGAACUAUUUUAGGGCCAAACAUACUGUUUUUGUAAAGUAUUUUUCAUUAAUAAAUAUAUAAGAUAGU